This is a messenger RNA of Cricetulus griseus (Chinese hamster), 415 nucleotides long. Lineage: Eukaryota; Metazoa; Chordata; Mammalia; Rodentia; Cricetidae. The record is from RefSeq and is a predicted model, not a curated record.
UUUAAAGCAACACUCAUUUGUUUAUCCUUCAGAGAGUCCUCCAGUAUCUACAUUAGCAAAUACCUGAUGGAUGAAGGUGCACACCUCCAUAUAUAUGAUCCCAAAGUACCCAGGGAACAAAUAGUUGUGGAUCUUUCUCAUCCAGGUGUUUCAGUGGAUGACCAAGUGUCCAGACUGGUGACCAUUUCCAAGGAUCCAUAUGAAGCGUGUGAUGGCGCCCAUGCCCUUGUUAUCUGCACUGAAUGGGACAUGUUUAAGGAGCUGGAUUAUGAACGGAUUCACAAAAAAAUGCUGAAACCAGCCUUUAUCUUUGAUGGACGACGCGUCCUGGAUGGCCUCCACAAUGAACUGCAGACCAUUGGCUUCCAGGUAGUCUGGUUUCUUUGUUUGGUCUUGUCAUUAUUACUUUGUGUGG